Molecule: messenger RNA, 817 nt
Organism: Cucurbita maxima (winter squash)
Lineage: Eukaryota; Viridiplantae; Streptophyta; Magnoliopsida; Cucurbitales; Cucurbitaceae
Exons: 2
Coding region: 49-690 (213 amino acids)
Cellular component (GO): plasma membrane
Source: RefSeq, a predicted model, not a curated record
AGACAACAAAUCAAAACCAACAAAGAACACAAACAUUUGUUGAAGAACAUGAGGAACAAUACACAAGGAGAAGCCUCAUCAUCAUCAACCUCCAUCAUUGAGGCACCAAAACCAAGCUACUAUGCACAGCAACAUGGGACAGCAAAACGCACCAAGCUCAUGAGAAUCAUAGGACGAAGCUUGUUGGCUGUCAUGUUCCUUGUCGGUCUUGCUAUUGUCAUUUGUUGGCUUGUUGUCUUCCCCAAAACCCCAAAUCUUAUAUUGGAAAAUGGCCAUGUAACACCCCAUAGCUUAACUGAUAGAAAGCUCAAUGCCUCCAUAUCUUUCACCAUCAAAAGCUAUAACCCUAACAAAAGAGCCUCCAUUCAUAUGGAUUCUAUGAAGAUGACACUUGAUGAUAUGGGUCAGACGUUUAUCACCACGAUCCCCACGUUCACGCAACUGCCCGGAAACCAAACCUUCUUGACUCCCACCGUCGAAGUCAACUUCAUAUACCCUUUCGGGCAAAUGAAAGAUUUGAUGCUAUCAAAUGGGUUGAAUCCCGAACUUCACUUCUCGGCUCAUGUCAGUUACAUUGUCGAGAAAUGGGCAUCAAAACGUCGGUCGCUAGAGAUCUAUUGUGAUCGAGUCAGGCUUAAGAUCAAUGGUUCAACACCUUUCGAUAAUACAAAAUGCAAAGUGGAUCUUUGAGAUUUGAUCCGAGUUUGUUCUUAGUUGCAUAAUCGCCAAGAUUUGUAACUUACAAGUUUGAUUUUCUUUUUCUUUUUUGAAUUUAAUUGUUUCUCUAGGAAUAUUCUUGCUUUUUAAAUUAAUAAAA